Naegleria fowleri is the source of this 1833-nucleotide messenger RNA. RefSeq lists its product as uncharacterized. The record is from RefSeq and is a predicted model, not a curated record. The coding region runs from base 1 to 1833 and encodes 610 amino acids. Lineage: Eukaryota; Heterolobosea; Eutetramitea; Acrasida; Naegleriidae. The transcript has a single exon.
AUGCCCAGCAAGAUCGGUAAAACAAGACCCAACCAUGGAUCCAAUCAUGGACCCAAGCACUCUAGCUCACUUCAAUCAUUAAGCGACUACAUUGCUUCUGCUAGUUCAUCUGUAGAUAAUGAGCCCAAUUUGACAAAUAAUCUCAACCCUACUCACAAUUGCUCUACUAGUGUUGACACUAGAUUGUACCCAACUAUUGAUCCAAUAGCUGAUGAAGAAUUGGCCGCUAAAACUAAUAGUAUGAGCAUGAGUAACCAAGACAACAUUGAAUUGUUGGAUAAUGAGCUGACUAAUAACCUCAACAUACAAGACAUGUCAGUUGAUGAAAUUGUUGGUAAAACUUUUCUCAAACACAAUAAUGCUAAACUAGAUACAAACAGAACUCUUCUUGACACUGAUCAGAUUUUAGAAAUUGUAUCUGUUAUUGCUAGCCCACACAACCCUAUGACCUUAAAUUUCCAACAUGUUGUAAAAGCCACUCUCAGAAUACUCUCUGAUGACAUUAAAUACGAAAUCACCACAGAAAGAAAGGCUUUUAAAAACCAUAAAGACAGAAAACAUGUUUGGGAGUUAUGGAAGGAAAGAAUGAAGAAUAUUAACAAACUAUUAUCUGAGAACAAGAAAAGUAGUAAUGUCCAACAAGACAAUGAAGAAUUCAACAUCAAUGACAUAGCAGUGAAGGAAAUCACUCCUCCCAGAUAUAUUGCUGUUAGAUAUAGCAAAAUAUUUGAAGAGAAUGAGGUAAUUGAAUUAAUUAAGGACAAACUUAGUGGCAAAUAUGUCACCAUCAAUCCGAUUAUUAAGCUCAAUAAUACCAUAAUUGUCACUAUUGAAGAUUGCGCUCAAGUAGAACAGGCAGUUGAAACAUUACGUACAAAAUUUAAAGAAGUCAAUAUCACUUCAUCAUGUGAAAACGACACCAACAAAAUUAUACGUGUCCAUAAUAUUCCAAUAGGAGAACUAUGGAAAACUACAGUCAAGGCAGAUUGGAGGAAUGCUAUUGAAAGCGAUACUGGUGAACCCAUUGUUGAAAUUGCUACAGCUAGAAUUGGUAAAGAAAUGGCAGCAGUGAUCACUGUCAAAAGUAUGAAAGCCAGAAAUAAUCUAUGUAAGACAAAAACAUAUGAUAUCACUAUUCCUAGAACAGAGGAAACAGUCACUAUGAAAAUCGACAUACCAUUCAACUAUGCAAUGGAUGUACAAUACUCUGACAUCAUUGGUAGAUGGCCUGAAAGAAAUGAUUUGAUUAGAGCUAGAAUACAAACGGAAUCCUCUCUUGCCAGAAAAUACAAUAAUGACCAACCUGUAUCCAUACUUAUCAUCAAUCAAGAGAAGAGAAUAUGUUUGAUUAGACUCAACAAUCUAUCUAAUGCCAUCAGAUUGGUAAACCAUGCUGCAUAUGGAAUGAAUGAAUGGACAUUGGAUUUUGCUCUCAAUUAUCCAAUGCUAGAAGAUUUCCUGGAAAAGAAACCUGAUACAGUUCACAAAAUUUCACAAAAUUUAGGCAGAUCUUCUAAAAUUGCAGCGAAAGACGUUUCCUUUACUCUUGAAAAAGUGCAACAAGAUCACCUAAAAGAAAUCAAGAGAAUUGAAGCUUCUAUGGAUAAAAGAAUUGCAGAACUUGAGGCAAGACAGAAUCAGAAAUUGGCUAUGGGAUUUAAGGAAAUGGCUAAUAUUAUCAGAGCAAAUAAUGAAGAAUUAAUGAUUACCAAUAGAAUUGCUACUCUAACAUUUCUGUCUGGUUGUACAAAAGAUAAUACCAAGAGGAAGAUAUAUCAAGAGGAAAUUGAUGAGUGUCACAAAAAGCUAAAACUACUUGAUUCACUUCAGUAG